Messenger RNA from Bombyx mori (domestic silkworm), 13700 nucleotides. RefSeq names its product cell adhesion molecule DSCAML1. NCBI's taxonomy places the organism in Eukaryota, Metazoa, Arthropoda, Insecta, Lepidoptera, Bombycidae. The record is from RefSeq and is a predicted model, not a curated record. The coding region runs from base 375 to 1313 and encodes 312 amino acids. Gene Ontology annotation, molecular function: protein binding. The transcript is spliced from 8 exons.
CAAUGUGACGAAAAUCAAAAUUUGAACUUUGUUGAAAUAGUGGUUGAAAUAGAGACAAUCGAGGUUGAAGAUUGCAACUAUAGAGAUUAUAUCUUAAGAACGUUAUUUUCAUAUCUUUUAAAAAACAAGAUUGUGACCUUAAUAGUUAUUAUAAACUGAAAGAAUUUAAUAACUGUUCUACAAAAAUUUUCUUCAAUUAUUUUCAUUUCAAAAAAGAAAUUAACACCGCGGGAUGGAUUGAAUCCAAAACGAAUUGUUUCGUGCAAGGAUAAAUUAUUAUGUGAUGUAAUCAAAGUGGAAAGAUAACGAAUCUAUUAUAGUAUAAAAUCAGUGCUUUUUAAAAAAAGAUACGCGGUACUAAAUGUAGAAUUAUAAUGUUUUUCGGACGAUUAUUGUUCACUGUGUUCUGCCUUGAAAUAGAAGUUUUUUCUUUCCUCGGGGCUGAAGAUGUGAACAUACGUGAAGUCUUUGCAGACAAGGGAACCAUAAACGUAACAAUACCGUGUGGGGAGCUCCUUACUGUACCACCCCCUAAUGUGCAAUGGGUGCACAGGGGCCACAAGACUCAUCACAAUGUUUUGGCUGACGGUAGUCUGCUCCUGAAGAAGAUAGGAACCGAAGACGCUGGACUAUACGAGUGCAGUCUUGAAAAUGAGACAGAUUAUGUCGACAGGGUCAACUUGACCGUACGAACGGAGCCCCCGCCUCUAGUGAACGUUACCGUCCAUUCCUCGACUAUCCUCGCUCUGAUCCUCUGGAACGUGGCCGGAGACGGUGGUCAUCCCAUCAUAGAUUUCACCGCUCAGUAUAGAUCGGCGAUGCCAGUCAACGGGACAUUGGAACCGUGGAGGCCAAUCAGCCCCAAUCACAUUAGUCCUAAUUCGCGUCAGAUCGACGUGUACCAUUUGGAGCCGAACGCCUCGUACUGGUUCCGAGUUUGGGCGACGAACGUGCUUGGACCGGGCCCCCCAGUCGAAGUGCUCGCUACAACCCUGUACAGUGAUCAGGAAGCAGAGCUGUACAAACACUUCCUAGAGGGCGUCGAGACCUUCGACACGAGGACGUGGGUGGCGGCAGUCUGCGUGGUGAUGGGCACGCUGCUGGUGCUCGCGGUCGGCACCUGCGCCGUGCUCUGCCGCGAGUGGCGACGCACCGAUUACGGGGACGAUCAGGAUUUAAUUGAACUAGUGCCUAACAUCAUUCUGAAUCCGGGCUUCAUGGAAAUGGACCCGAUUCGACCGCGGGAGGUGUUCGGCGGCUCGAUCAUCAGGUCGACGGAGUGUCCGGGCCCGGGGAAGCCGAGGAGGGUUUGAUUCUCGUCCAUACUUAACCUUAGGAUACUGUAUCGCACCGAUUCAGGAUUCUUAUCAUGAUCUUGGGUCUUUCUUGAAACAGAUGACGUCAUCGAUGCCUGUUUCAGUUUUGCAUAAACAUUUCAACCGUAGACUGCUUUAUGGUUCUUGGUUCCUUGUGGUAUUUUAUGGUUGUUGGAAAAGAACGAAGGGAACAGUUCGCGAAUACCCGUGCAUCUGUCUUCUUUGCUGUUACUGAAUCAAAAUGUCGAUGGUCUAAAAAUUUUUCUAUCUAUCAGUUUUUUUUUUUAAUAACUAAACUAGUUUCCUUUAUUCGCGGCCCAAAGACUUCCAUGUUGAGAGAUUUUCAAACUGAACCUUUUAUCUAAAACUGAUGAUCUGUUUUUCUAUACUACAAAAAAAAGUCAAUUAGUCCCGAACAGAUUUCGAUGAUAUUUCGCACAAAAGUGAGUUUGUGCAGUUUGUGUUUGCGCAGUGACACUGCAUAAGUGACAUAAUUGCUGUAACAAAUACGAAAAUGUAUGCGAUGGUUUCUUAAUUUACGUAGUAACGGAUUUUCAAGUCGGCCGGUUGUUUAUGGUCCCGAGAGUGUGACAAAGGGAACUCUUUAUUUCGCGGAAAAUGGAACGUUUUACAUUCCGAAACCACGCGACGGGACUGGUUGGUAAUAAUAUCCAGAAAAGAAUAUGCCUACCACGAGAUUAAUCAAACGAGAACCUUAAAUACACCACUGACAGUUGUGUCAAUUUGACGUUGACAGUUCGCGACGAGACCUGACCAUCGACACAGAUAAUAAAAUUCAUCAGACUUGUUUGUUUAAUUGGCGAAAGGGUAAUGUGUGACAUAUCAAUUUGGUUAAUAAUUAAAAGGACAAACGUGUAUGUGUGUCGAAUCGGUGCGAUAGAGUGACUAAUGGUUGAAGGCCGCAGAGCCUGUUGUUACUUUGUAAGUUAUUGAAACGAAAUAUUUUCUCAUAAUGAAACUCAAAGGCUAAGGGAUUCGUAAGGCGUGGUUUCGAUUUCUAAUGUUUUAGUACUAAUCGACUAGUUCAAAAUUCUGAAUACUGCGCUCUCUUGAUGAUGGGAAACUUCCGAUCCGGUAGCAGAUUCAUUCCCGAAACAGCUACUCUUGAGGUGUUAAGUCUCUCUUGGAGGCGCUCGGGUAGCUGUUAGCAAAUCCCGUCCCUUCUGACUGAACCCUCGUCCACCUGUCCUUGUGAAACUGGAAAGGCCUCCUGGCCACCAGUAAAACCUCAAUCAUAAAGAAAAAAGAAGAUGGAAAGAAUUUGGUAAAAACCGAAAUGCCUACCGGUAAAAGCUACUGUCAUGCUUAAUAUAACAUAAUGAGAAAAUAAUUCGAUCUACAUUUAAGCUUUUAACCACCAACGAGAGAGAGAGAGAGAGAAAAAACUUUAGUUUUGUAAAAUUUUCACUUUUUCGUAAUGUCAACGCGUUACAUGAAUCAUGAUUCAUAAUGAUUUUCCGCCAAGAUCUUUUUUUUCUAUUUUAUUCGAUUGUAAAAUGUAAAUAAAAGCAUUGCUUGCAUUUACUUUUUUUGAUAUACAUAUUUAUACAAAGUUUUUUAUUGUUAUAAUCAAAACGGAAGCUUAGAUAUUAUAUUCAGUGUACAAAACAAUUUUUAGAAAAAAGUUUUGCUUAUCCGUUUGUCGUGUUUUCAAGUUGUUUAGCGAAUAAUGAAUAAUGUGACGGUAGAUUAAUUUAUUUUGAUAUAUUUUUAGCGUACGGCAAUACAUUUUGCGAUCUCAUUGUAACGUUACGUCGAUGACAAUUUUAUUUAACGUAAUCGUGAUUCGACACUGUGAUUUAUUGUUUUCCAUAAAUUAAUAAUGUUUUUUUUUUUUUUUCGUCAUUCAAUCAUUAAGCUAAGGAAACUAUGCGUGUAUAUUUUAAUACGUACGUUUUGUAUAGAGACUGGUGCGUUGAGGAAAUCGCAAUAUUACUUUAGUAUAAUAUUAUUAUAAGUCAGUAGUGCAGAGUGUCAAGCUUUAUAAUAUAUACAGCGUGUUCCAUGAGGGUUUAUCGAGAACUGUUAUGACGUCAUUAAAUCGACAAAAGUAACUUAAAUUAUACAUUUGACUCUAAACGGCACCCACCAAACACUGGACUACAUUUACGAGUACUCGCGGUCAUUGAACUCUACUUGAAGGAGCUUUGAGACAAGCUUUAUCUUGACGGAAUAUAUAGGUAGCGGUUGACCUUGAGCUACAAUGAUCAUUGAUCACUCACUAUCAGAUAUGCCUUAGUCUAUUUUUUAUCGCUAUCGUGCGCAGGCAAGCUUACGGUCUAUCUGAUAACGAGUAGUCGCCUUGGAAUUGUGGCAAAAAAGUCCUUCGCAGGGAACGCGAAAAUAGGUCAUCAGUAUACAGAGACAAUAAAAAAAUGCGUAUUUGUUAAUGUCAUCGAGAAAUCCGGGUCGGUGACAAGAUCCUUGGUCCGUCUAGCAAAGAAUCAUUCGAUAAACUUUAAAUGGAACUCGUUAUCUUUACGAGUGUUAGUCCACCGCUUUAAAAACGAGGUUCAUGUUGAGACAAUAUUAUAAUAGAAAAUUUAAAUAUUAUUCAUGUUAUGUAGGUAACGCAUCACACACGUAACGUUGAAGGCGCGACGCAGACACUUGUAGUUUAGCCUUUAAAUGUAUACAACAUAGACAAGAUACAACAAGACUCGAAUGAUAAGACAGAUCUAACUAGGAAUUUGUAGACUUUGGGGUCAUACUCAUAGAAGAGACUGAGAAAUGCAUAAUGCCAUCGUAACUUCAGUUUUAAUACGAUGGUAUUAAAACUGAAGGUUUUUAAUGAGAAACCACUCUACCAGGUUACGAGCAACGCCCACUCCAGGAGUGACUACAUUCACAAUCUUCCAGCGGUCUCUCUUCCUCUCAUAUCUGAACAAAUAUUUCUAUUACACACAAAAAACAGAGCGUUUAAAGGCUAAACAAAUAAAAAAAAACAUUUCCAAAUAGGUUGAUAUAUGAUAUAUGUUAUGUUAUAUAUGCAUUGUAAGAUGUUUGAGUUGUGGAAAAGCAGAUGUUCGUAAUGAAAUAUUACAUUAAGAUGUGACGUAGAACAAAAUAAAAUACUACACAGCUCGGAGAGGUCGUGGGAAAAUGUUCCAGCCAUGUUGUAGAUGUCUAUGGGCUCCGGUGAGCGCUUAAUACCAGGUGGGCCGUGAGCUCGGGCAUCCAUCUAAGCAAUAAAAAAAUAAAAUAAAAACAUAUUUUAACUUGUCGCAUGCAAAAAGGAAACAAGACAAGGUUGUAUAUGCUUAUGUAUGUAAUAGUAGUCCGCGCGGGUAGAUACCACAACCUGCCUAUUUCUACCGUGAAGCAGUAAUGCGCUUCGGUUUGAAGGGCGGGAGAGCCGUUGUGACUAUACUCAGACCUUAGAACUUAUAUCUCAAGGUGGGUGGCGCAUUUACGUUGUGGAUGUCUAUGGGCUCCAGUAACCACUUAACACCAGGUGGGCUGUGAGCUCGUCCACCCAUCUAAGCAAUAAAAAAAAAAAAAAGGUUAGUCUUAUAAGUCUGUUGCAUGUCGAAAGUGUUAAUUAAUUAAUGAUUAUACAAUGAAAACUAUAUGUUUGUGGCGUCAGGGGCUGGAACGUUCUCGCAUCGCACCGUCCCGUUACGAAAGUUCUCGAUGUAACUAGUUUAUAUUGUUGUGAAUUUACAGAGCCGUUUAUUUUUGUAUACAAAGCGUGUGCAUAUCAGGAGAGCCUUAGAUAUUAAAUAAUAAAUAAGAGUUAAAAAAAACCCCCUAACAUUUCCCUCUUCGAGUAUUUCUAAAUCUUUCUUCUACGUCUUGCCUUUGCGUGUCUUUUAUUCUUCAAAUUGCAUUAACUAGGUAGGAUGUACGUGGUGUUAUUGUCGUGAUUAAAACCCCUUCUUUGAGCCAUAUAGGAUUUGAUUACAAAAAUUACGAUUUGUUGUUAUAUAGGGUGCUUGGUUAGCUCACAAUAAACCACGCAGCACGGGCUGCUCAAAUGAUCCGUCCCUUGAAGCAUCAGAACUUUGUCCUUGAAAUUGGCUAUGAUCUGUCUCCUAGAUCGCAUUAAAAGCUGACUAUCGAUGCAACAGAUACAACACGGUAGCUAUCUCUAGUAACUAAUAUUCAUAUAGAGUUAAUUAAUAUUCAUAAUAAAAAGUAACACCAUGUACAUACAUCAACAAAAGCUAUGCCUAAAUCAUCUUUUCGCACCAUUAGAAUCGAAGUGGCCUAAUCCAAAAUCUUUGAUUUUUGGUAAACGCCAAAAAUGUAAUUGAAAAAUUGUAAUCCUUCAGUUUCGAUUUUUAACUCUUUAAGCCUUAAAGCGCAAACCUUAAAGCUUCAGGUACUUAUGCGCUCCAUUUAAAAGAUACGGAAAGUAAACCUUUGUCCUGUUUUAGACUAAAAUAUAGUUUUAAUUUUUUUUUUAUCUGAUAUUAUAAACUGAUAGAAUACAUCUUUAUAAGUGGUUCAAAGUAUAAAACUGAUUUUCUUCAAAUGUUUUGGUUAAGCUACUUCAAUUCUAAAGUUGGGUUGUGCUUUCAUCGUAUGCGAGAAAUAGAAUAUAAAUCGUAUAUAAAAAAAUAAAAAAAAAAUCGUCCGUCUUGCGUACAUCGUGCUAAUAUGUCAAUUAAUCGUAAAUUUUAUUAAUUAUUACUAUAAUAUAUCUUAUUCAUAAUUAAUAAUGGCGUGUUUUGCACUUUAUAUUUCUUCUCUGGUGGCUUUAUAUGGCGAAAAGUGCACGCUUAUGUCAUCAUCAUUAUCAUCGAUGAUGAAUGAUGUGGCAUUGUAUUAAUAUUGAGAAUAGAUCUUCAUUCCAUCAAACAACUACAUUAGUGGAAAAAAUAAGGGACGAAAAGUAAUUCUGAUUUUUUCGGCUGUAUGUAACUUCAAGAAAAAUGUUAGUACAGAAAUAAAAAUGUAUUUAAUUUGAACUUAGAAAUUUUUAAGCGCGGUUGUUUUAAGAUUUCUAAAAAAACCGCUAUCAUUAACAAUUUCUAAGCUCCAAAGAUCAAAAAUCUGAACUAAUGAAGCUACAUUUAUUUUUAUUGUUAGAGCAAUGAAAUAUUUUUUUUGUUCCUUAUUAUUUCUACUGAUUUAAUCAAUACUAAAUUAUUGCUUAAAAUUGUUCGUCGCGCCAAUUUUUCAACGAUUUAUCAAUGAAUGAGCGGAAUUUUAGCCCGUCCGCAAAUUCAGCGUUAUAUUUAAAAUAUAUCUGUGUUUAGUCCCGAGUUUUUAAAGUUCUCGAUAGCGUAAAAGUUAUAUAGAAUGUUUACCUACGGCUACCGCUCGGGGCGCUGUUACAACUCCAUACAAAUGUGAGUUAACUUUUACGCGAUCGAGAACGUUAAAAAACUCGCACUAAGCACAUUUUCACUAACGCGAGUGUUCGAAAAAGACGAACCGUUCACGUUUAUAAAGUCUUGUUUGGAAAAUGUAUGCGCAGAAUAAAUCCACGAAAUAUUAUAAUAAUAAGUUAACCACUAGGGUUAUUUCUUAAGCCAAGAAUAAAUGAGAGAUUAUUAUGAUUAAAUUUCAGUGUGAUCUAUUCGCCAUAGAAGGCCAUCAGUAUUCUCGCACUUAGUCUAUAAAAUUAUCAUAAAUUUUAAUUAUGAGCACAGAACGUUAUUUUUGUACAUGCUCUUUUAUAUCGAUCUGAGUAACUUUGUUUCGUUGGAAUAAGAUUUAGAACGCAGUCCUGAUGCCUGAACUGUGUUAUUGAACUACCUUCAAAAGUUCAAACGUCAGCACCGUACAUAAUAUUACGAACAUAAGCGGCCCGCUCCGGCUCCGCUCGGGUAUUUAACGAAAAUUUCAACGAUAUUUUACGUUGUUUUAUUUUGUUAAAUAAAAGAACACUUAUUGCGGCAUAACUAUAAUAGUUACACAUAUGCUGUCGGAACACUUUUUGUAAAUAAUAAUGUGUUCUACAAAGUCGUAGUACAUUAUUUUAUUCCAUCAUGAAUAGUUUUCGCAGGGUACGCGAUGUAAAGAAUAUUGGAGUUUUAAUAAGGAUCCCUAAUUUUUUUCAAAAACAGAUUAUAGCCUAUGUCACUUGGGAAUAAUGUAGCUUCCAAACAGUGAAAGAAUUUUUUAAAUCGGUGCAGUAGUUUCGGAGCCUAUUCAAUACAAACAAACAAACAAAUCUGUCCUCUUUAUAAUAUUAGUAUAGAUAAUAUCCUUUUACAUAAAACAUUAAAGACAAUCUAAAAGAUAAUCUUACUAAACCUCCAAUGAUAUCAGAAGUAACAAUUUCCUGCGUAUACACUUGAUAUGGCAUGUAAAUUGAUACAAAAUCUAAACAAAACAACUAUCUGUGAACGAUUCAAAGUUACUCAAAUCGUCUCGUAAUCAUGUCUGCUAAUACAUGUUUCUUCGCUGUAACAAAUCUUGGUACAAAAACGCUACAUCGAAUCGUAAAAUUAUAGCUUAAAUACAUUAUUGUGUAAUUCUAAUGAUAAUUAUGCUUACUAGUUCUAAUGUUCCUAAAGAUAAUACUUUCUAAGAGUCGAGCAAUCAAAAACAUAAUUUUUCGUUACAAUUCUAAUUCUAACACACUAAUUUGUUUUUCAAUAAUUAUUACAACUCUAUUCAAUGUUUCCUAACCCAUUCAUUGUCUUACCUUUUUAACCGAAAGGUCAAGUUAUUUACUAACACGUCAGCAUAGCCUUCAUAUUGUUUUUUUUCUUCCAAAACACAAUUUUUUCCAAAUUUAAUUUUAAACUUGAAAUUUUCAAAUAAUUAUUUUUCUUAACACUAAUCAAUUCUUCGUUUUUUCGUGAUUACACUCUUCACAAUCGAAACAUUUUGAAAUCUAAUUCUUUCUACAUAUUUAAUACAAGAAAUCUUUCGUCUCAAUCUUUCCAUUCCUUUCAUUCGUUCACUUAACGUUUAUAGUGAUAAAAUAUCUUAUAAAUAAACAGACUCGAUAUUUCAAUUAAGAAAACUACAGAGAGAAAUAAAUGUAUAGGUAAUGUUAUAGUAGAAAUAAAUUAGAUAAAAAACUAUUUAUAAUAAGCGUUCAAUUUGAUCAUAGAACAGAUUCAAUUCAAUCCAUUCACUUGUUGCUUACAUUCAUAAGUUCGUUCCAUAUUAUACUGUUUUUUCAAUUACUUUAGUUAGUGACAAGACGAAAUACGGAGUGAUUGAUAUUUUUAUUAUUCACGUUCGGCAUUCGGAAUUGCUUCCUAAAAAAUCAGUAGACUUUUGAACUGAAAGCCUUUUUCAAACCCGCGUGGCUUAGUAUGAUUGUCUUAUCUUAUUCUGCUAUAAAAAAGUGCGUUCGCAGGUUUUUUGGGUAAGAACGAAAAAUAUUUAAAUUGUGAUUUCGACGUCAUCUGUGUGCUUGGUGUGAGUUUUUUAACGUUCUCGAUAGCGAAAAAGUUAAUUCAUAUUUGUAUGGAAUGGGAUCGUUUGCGUACGUUUGCCGCUAGGGGCGCUGUUCCGAUUGCAUAAAAAACUGGCUUAACUUUUACGCUAUCGAGAACGUUAAAAAACUCGCACUAAGCACACCGGUGCUUGGGCGCUGCUAACCAUUUCCUUCCAUUAGAAUUUAUGUCAUGCGAUGAUUGAAAAUUCUGAAGAGCUCGGGUUGGUCGUAAAAGAUCGAACCAAAACACAAUAAAUGUGUUAUAGCUAUAGACAGUGCUAUAAUAAAUAAUAAUAUCGAGGGGUUUGGUAUCAUUAUGGCUUAAGCAACAUUUCGUUUAAUACGCGACUAGAUGAUGACCGAGCUUUACACGGGUUUUUUUUUUUUUGAUAACGCCAUCUUGUUUUGUCUUUAAAGCGGUUAGUUGUCCUCAAUUAAGAAAAAUAGUAUUAUUAUUCGCCAAUAGAUGUCGGGAAGAGUCAUAAAGUUGAUUAUCGAUAAAGUUGAUUAUUGAAAACACGAAUAAAACAGCAUUUUCUGAAAAUAAAUCGUAGCUAGAUCGAUUUAUCGCCCCCGAAAUCCCCUGUAUACUAAAUUUUGUGAAAAUCGUUGGAGCCGUUUCCGAGAUUCAGAUUAUAUAUAUACAAAAAUUACUCGUUGAAAGGUAUAAGAUAUUUAUCUUUUUAAUUAAAAGUCCGUUUUAUUUGGUAUCAGCAUCAACAGUUCGACAUUUUUAAUUGGACUUCAAUUAAGUUUACCCCAUUCAAAAUAACUGAAGAAGUUUUUUUGUUACGAUAUUUUUUCCCAACUCUAAACAGCUCUUCUGGAUAGUUGCGAAAAUGUUGCUUUAACCAAAUAGCCAAUAGCCCCUCGAAAUAAUAACAGUCUGUCGUAACGAUUACGAAUGCCUAGCGAUUUUUAUAUAAUAGUUGAAGCGCAUCCGUGAACAGAAAAACGGGUUCAAUCUUGAUUCCUAGACAAAAUGUAGAUUAUGGUUAUACUAUUAUAAAAUAGUCGUCUGAACGCUAGCUUAGUGCUGUAUAUUGUGAUGUGGAAGAAAAUUAAGACUGGGAGAACGAAAAUAUGUUAAGAAGUUGCUUUAGUGUUAAUAAUUCUUAGCGGUCGAUCUAUUGCGAGAAAGACGCGGAUAUAGACAGAAAUGAAUCCGAUAUUAUUAUGCGUACUGAAUCCGUUGAAAAUUUGAACUUAUGUUACGGUCCUCUAAGUUUAUAGUUGCAUGAAUUGGUUCUGGCCCAUAUGUUCUCUCGCCUUGUAUCCAGAGAAUUUUUAAAGUUACUGUUACUGCCAAAAGUAGGUUCGUGCACUGUAGUAAUGUUAUGUUUACUUGGGAGAAGUUUCACCACGAGACUUGACGCGAUGAUCCAUGCUAUUUGGGUCUUUAAAUCUUGUAACGAGAAAAAGAAAAGAGGUUCGAUUGCAAAUCGAUUUGAAAAGUGAAACACCUUUUUAAUCGAAAAAUAAAGUAGGUAUGUAAAAAAAGUAUCGAUUCAUAAUAUAAACAGUGCAGAAAACGAAUUCGAAUAGUAAAAUCGGAUGUCAAUAAGACAAAUACCAGAGAUACGUUAUCAGAAGCGUUAAGAAAACAAAAACCAAAAUAUUCAAUAAACUAAUUCAUUUUAUCGAAACAAUAGAACCAAAUUCACAGUAUGGCCACUUAUCUUGAGCUAAAAUUCGAUGUUUUUGCAACAAAUAUUCUUAAAAUUGUUUUCCAGUGUAUCCAUGUACUUAUAACGGUUGUACGCGUUAGGGGUGAGAUUUACAAUACGGAUUGUUACUUUUUAAAAUAUGAAUAGUACUUGGGCAAACAAUUUUCCUCCCUUUGAUGCAUGAGUUAUAUCUAUGUAGUUAUAUUCGCGAAUUACAAAUUAUUCUGGAGUUAUUUAUCGUAAGAAAUUGCAUAAAAUUUAAUGACAAAGGAAACAUUCCAAAAUUAUUAUUUUUUGUUUUUUUUUUUUAUUGUAGCAGAAACCGAGGAAAUUUCUAAAAAGACAAGACGUGGUCACAGAUUAUGCGAAACGUGUUGAUCUGUCUCUAUGCUUUUAUAUCGUUAUUUACUUAUCAUUAGCUAUGUAGUUAUUUACGUCACAUUGACUCGUCAAUACUUCCAAACAAAGAAGUAAGUAUAAUUAGAAAACAAAUGGAUGAUUUAAUUUUAUGUGGCGCAGAUAAAAUUUAAUCUAAAAACCAAACAUCAUGCGGACUGCGGAUCACAAGUGCCGAAAACAUUAGAACUUUUUAAUGUUGGAAUGUAAUUCGUUGAAUAAGUCCAUAAUACUUGACUUGCGCCGAUACUCAUAUUAAACAAUUGUAUUUUAUUUGUUUUAAAUUUGAUAUUCCUUGUUAAAACUAAAAAAAAAUUUGCUCAUCCAACAUUACGUUUCGGAAUUGUUACAAAAUGUUAAAAAUGAAUUCGGUUCACCCGCAAAAAAAUUAUAUGUAGCAAAAAAUGCGCUGUUUCUCUAUGUGACCACUUCUUUAAUUGUGUCACAACAAAAUUCGAAGAGCAACUGAUCUAUUAAUGCUUAAUUUUUUGGUGUUGCCAUAAACAAAUUUACGGAACGUCACUAUCGGCAUGGGCAGUCUGUUAAGAACGUAUUGGCCUUAUGCUGUUACCGUUCUGCCAAUAUCUACCAAUGAUACCGCUUACUUAAGUUUAUUAUUAAUGCUUUAUAUUAAAGUGAUUUUAGGAAAUAAGGGACAGUUUAAUCAAUAGUUUUUUUUUAGAAAAAAAUUUAACAUGUUUUAGUGCGAUAAGUUACUAAAAUUUUGGGUUUGUAUUUGCAAAGGUUUUUUAUAUUAUUAAGAUGAAAAAUAUGAGAAUAGAGUUGUUGAUAUUUUUUUAAUGCAUAUCGGUUCGCGAUGAUUUGAUUUCCGGACUGACUUUACGUGUUUUUUUAAAUUAAUUCUGAUCGUUAUUUUACAAAUAUGAUCCUGAAACUGAUUUAUGUAUCACUUUUAUAAUCGAAUCCAUUGUAUAACCGAUAAUGUUUCGAAUAUGUUUACCUUAGUUAUUUUGUUUUAUAGUUUAAAAAAAUACGGCGUUAUUGUAAACUCAUGGACAACAUUAAAUAUUAUAAAUAUUUUAAUUAUAUAGUGAUCGUUAAUAAUAUGGUAUUAUGUUUAGAAUCUCUUGCCAGUUUACAGUUGAUAAAAUAUUUUUAUUUGUUGUUUAUGGUUUUUAAUUAUAAGUUACUUUGUCUGUGGUGAUGUUUUAUUAAUAAGAGUAGGUGGACUUUUUGGCGGGAACGCGAGGAGUGAAGUUGUGUGAUUUGUUUUAUUUUGUCUAUUUAGUGUUUCUUCGGGUUUAAAUGUGUAAUAAUGGUGGUUUAUUAACCGUUUAAUAUCUGUGAAAGUGCACAAAUGUGGGAAAAUGAAACAAAGCCGCUGGACGUAACUUCUCGGGAUCCUCCAAAAAGUCCACUGAAAAAUCUUAGUAAAUGACCACCAUUUUACUGAGAUUAGAUUUCAUCUCAUAUCAUCUCAUUUAAUUUCAUCCUAGUUGAUUAAUGUCUCAAAUUAAUCAUUUUCAUUUCAUUUCACUCCAUAAUAUCAUUUUUCAUAAAAUUAAGAAUAUAGAUUAAAAUAAGAAAUGACUUAAAGGUCUCAGUUACCAGGUCAUAAAAUCUCUUAAAAAAAAAAAAAAAAUAAGAGUAGGUACAUACAUACAUAAGUUUUCUGUUUUUUGUUUGUUUUAUUUUAUGUUAUGAAGUUACUGUUACUGAUUUUCUUUAAACAGGAAAACAUUGAAUACACUUUUAUGUUUACGUAAGUUGUAGGAUUAAAUAAAGAAAUAAUAUGCAAUUUUAAGCUGGAGAAAUAUAUUUUUCGAAUUUUGAAAAUGCAUUUGAAAACAUUUGCAAAGGACAAUGAAAAGCUUGUCGUUAAGCGUGAAUGUACACAAAUAAAUUAAGUACCAUUAUUAUAUUUCGAUGCCUCCAAUGAACACUACGCUAACUCCAAAUUCGUAGGUUUACAGGAGGAGCGUUUAAACGAAAAAAGCUGAUAAAAUCUUUAUUAUUGCAGAUAUAUUUAUGGUUUUUGCUUGUGUAACCAGCUGAUUUACUCUUGCUUCGAAUCCCAUCAAUAAUGAUUUGUAAUACUUUUAAAAUAGUGAAGCGAUUUGCGUGAAAACCGAAAAUUUAAAAUUUUUGACUUAGAGUAGUGUUCAUUGGAGGCAUCGAUUUAUAGGUUAUCUAUACUGAUCUCACCCAAUACACACACACAGACGAAAGCUAUGUUUGCUUUGUUGGAUUGAUAAAAAGACUUAAAAAUAUAUUUUCAAAACAAGAUAUAAUUGCAUCUUAUUUGGUAAUUAUAACGCAUGCUUUAUUACUACUAUUAAUUAAGCAUAUGCUUACUGAAUAUUUAAACAAUACAUAUGAAAGUGUUCGAUAAAUUUUAUAACAAUUGUUAUAAAUGCUGGUUCGCAUAAAAUUAUUUCCUUGGAACUGUGUCGUAUAAUACUGCAACUCUUUGUACAAUAAUAUAAAAAACACAACACAUUAUCUAUGGAUGUCAAUUUGAUUUUGUACAAUAAAAUUAAAAAAUCACAUUCUCUAUGGUCGUUAAGUCCAUUGUUUAGAUAUUAAUUUUUUAUCUUACAAUAUAUAAGGUUUAAUUUCACAUACAGUAAGUAUCAAAUAACUUUAUUUUAAAUACUUAAUUGCGUGUUUAGCGUUGGAUAGAAACAUUCCAAGAGAUGAGAACAUUUAAUAAAAUGGGAAGCUGUUUAAGUGUUGUGUUUACAUUGUCCACGGAUAGUUAUUGCUUAAGUUUUUUAUUUCGAAUCUCAUUGUUAAUAUUUAAAAAAUAUUUCAUGCAAUACCAAAUAUUUUUAUUUUUUUUUCUUCUUUUUUUCAGUGAACGGUAUUAUAUUAUAUUUUUGUAACAUCCGUUUUUUAUAGUAGUUUAUGUAAUACAAAGUGAAGAAUAUUGAGGUGAAAUUGUUGUGAUGUUUUAAAUCAUUUUCAUUAAAACGCAUUUUUCACAUGUAA